Messenger RNA from Pipistrellus kuhlii (Kuhl's pipistrelle), 3054 nucleotides. RefSeq names its product leucine rich repeat containing 69 (gene LRRC69). Gene Ontology annotation, molecular function: protein binding. The coding region runs from base 1177 to 2268 and encodes 363 amino acids. NCBI's taxonomy places the organism in Eukaryota, Metazoa, Chordata, Mammalia, Chiroptera, Vespertilionidae. The transcript is spliced from 8 exons. The record is from RefSeq and is a predicted model, not a curated record.
AGAAUUUGAGAUACAUUUUCCUCUGGACCCGUGCCUAAUAAAUGUAACUCCAUCUCUGUAAGUAUUGCUUUGUUCUUCGGUUUUCUGUAACAUGUUAGCACCUUGUAUUAAUCCUGAGAAUAGAGUUAUGCUUGCAUGCUUGAGAUUUGUUAACAAAACAGCAAUCUGAAUUUAAAUGUCUGUGAGGUGGUACAAAAGAAAACAUAAUUACUCUUAUGUAACGAGCAUUUACUGUGCUAAGCGGUGUGCUAAAUGCUUUGCAUAAGCAAGCUUAUUCACUCCUCACAGAAGGCAGGGGUUGGUAUCGUCAUUCCUGUUUUAUAGCUCAUGGGAAUGAGACUCAAAGAGGUUGAGAAUGAAUAACUUAGCCACAGGGCUAUUAAGUGGUGAGGCUGCCCCUAGAAAGUGGGUCUUUGAGGAUCCACAGCACUUGAAAUCAAAACUGCCAUUUCCAAAUUUCAAAAGAAAACCGAGAGAAACACAAUAUUCUUCUUUAUUACAGGAGAGGAUUUCUACAGAUUUCUAAUACACGAAGCAUCUGCUCAUGUUUGGAAACAUUUACCACAAGAAAGAGCAAAUUUAAUCACAAAAUAAGCUUGCCAAAUGAAAGUCUAAAGGUGAAGUCAAGGGCAUGCCUAGAAAACCCUUUGUUAAAUUCUGGAUAUAUGAUAACAGGUAACUUGUCUUUUUAGUUCAUAAGCCUUCAGAUCAAGAUACCUGAUAAAUGCUGCAUUUUUUUUUUCCUUGAUCAAUUUUCACAUUUAUGAAUUGGUUCCCAGCGAGCCCCAGUGUAAUCAAUGAGUUUCUUUUAUUUUAAAAAUACCCUUAUGAAUCCGUACAUGUUCAUGUACGAGGCCACUCUUGAUUAUUUUUUCUGAUCCUCAAAUUUUCUGAUUUUAGGCCAGUGAUGUUCCUUGUAAAUUGGCUUUCAUGUUCUUGGAUCUCCUUAGUCUUUACUUCCAUGUCUCUGGCAUAAGAUAUUCUCAGCUCAUCUUGUACAUUUUUUUACCCCAAGCCUGGAAUCAGCUAUUUCCCCUCCCUACCUCUUACUCAAGAAACUGUCAGUUGCCUCCCACCUUCUGCGUGGUAGAUCUUAGAAUGUUUUUGUUUCCAUGACACGACAACAAUUCUGCAAUGAGAGACUGUAAAGCUACCUACUAAGGAACUUAAUCCAUAAUGUGUACCGUACCCUUUUUCUAUCACUCUUCCAACUUCAUGGAAGAAAAGUUGUUCUUUGGAGGAGUAAAGGGUGGUAAAACCACGAAGAUCAUCACCUUGAAUGGGAAGAAGAUGAGGAAGAUACCCUCAACUAUAGGAAACCUGACUGGCCUGAAGGUUCUAAACCUUCAGAAUAACCUAAUCCCCAGCGUGUGCUCAGAGUUAAGCACCUUAACCCAGCUUACAGUACUAAAUAUGGGAAACAAUCUUUUAGAAGAAGUUCCAGAAGAGGUGAAAUACCUCACAUCCCUGACGAAGCUUCAUUUAUUUGGAAAUAGGAUUAGUAGAUUUGCAUCUGAAAUAUGUGAUGGCUUGAAAAAUUUGACCCUACUUAAUCUGAACAACAACCAGCUCACAUAUAUUCCUAAAGAAGUCAGCAGAUUAGAAAACCUUAUAUACUUGAGUGUAAAUCAUAACCAGCUAACAAGUAUUCCUAGAGAACUUUGUUUUCUUAAGAAUCUUUGUGAACUUCAACUUAACUACAAUCAGAUCAGUUGUAUACCCGAAGAUAUUUGGUUCUUGAAGAGUCUCCAGAAGCUUUUCCUGGCCAGAAACAACAUUGAAGUUUUGCCAGAGUUAUUGUGUCAUCUUAUAAACCUAAAAUCCCUAGACAUAGCCGGAAAUCUCAUUCAGAUAUUUCCAUCAGGAUUUCAGUAUAUGAAGCUGAAGGAAUUCUACUGUGAGGGAAACCCUCUGUACCUGAAGCAUCCUGUUGGUGCCAUCAAGAAGCUGGACGUCCUGAGCCUACAGGAAAUAACAUCAAGAUUUAUAAUGAAUCAGCUGAUAGAAAUGAAUCCUUUCCUAAUGGAAGCCAUGGCAUGGUACCCGCAGAUCUGGCAGACAAUCUCUAAGGGAAAAUUAUGUGCAAUAUGUGGAAAGUCAUUUUUAGCCAUGUGGAUAGAAUGUGUUGAGUUUGUUCCUCCAUCAAAGAACUGGAGGACGAGCAGAAAUCUAAAGCUGGUACCUCUUCGAACAUUAAUUUGUUCUUUCGCAUGUUUUAAUCAACGUGGCCCUAACCAGUUUGGAAUUGCUCACGUGCAAAAUCAGUGAGAAGCUCAUUUAGAGCUUCCCAGGAGUUGCCCUGUCAGCUCUACAUACAGUCAGAUUAUGCCCUAAUUAUGACAUCAUGCUGUUUCUCUUUGUCAAUACAUUAAACUAGAGGAAGAAAAACAAUUCCUUUUGAACAUCCCAAUGUCAGUAUUACAAUCUGCCUACAUCAUUUACACUCUGGAUGUACUGUUUUGUCUUUGUCUUAAAAAACAAAGUAAUAAAUGAAAUAACUCCGAUCUCUGUGGGAAGUGAGUCUUAUUUUUUUCCUGUCAUCUUAUGACCACCAUCUCUCUUUUCUAGUAUUAAGAGACUUCAAUGGAGAAACAUUUUGUAAUUGAAAGAGAAUCACUUUUUAGUGUGAGACAGUUGUAUCACCUUUGUAUAAUUCAGGUAAGCUCUUACUUUUUAAAAGGCAUUAACAUCUUACUGACUAAGAUAAAACCUUCAUUCCACUUAAAAAUGAGUAAAAGGCUAGAAAUCCAGGGUUGGUUAUUCCUGGCAUCACUUUGUUCAUUUUUUGUUUUGUUUUGUUUUGUUUUCCUCACAAAUGAAACUGACAGAAGCCAGAGCAAAAGAGCUGGAAUGUGAAUUUGGCUCUUUUCCUGUGAAGGACAACAGAAAAGUGUGGAGAAAAGUCAUUGAAAAUAUAUGGCAUGGAUUGCAUAGACCAGCAGUUUUUGCAAGUAUAUCCAGCAGCACCCAGGUCACUUGAGAAAUUGUUAGAAAUGCAAAACAUCUGGUCCCACCCCAGACUACUGGAUCACAAAUGGGGCAGUAUGUGGCCCA